AAGCUAGCUAGCUCCUCUUCUUCACUCUCGAUCUCUCCCGAGCAAAGAUUUGGCUAAGAAAAAUGCAACCUUUUGAUGACCAAUCCAUAAACGAGGAGGAGCUGCCACUGGAGCUAAACCCUAAUCUCGUUCCAAACUUGUCCUACUUCCCCAACCCUACCCCUCCUACCUUUUACGCUUCUUCUAGCUUCGACAAUCAUGCCCUCUUCGGUUCGAUCGCCGUCGAGAAUGCAAGUGUUCCUAGUACUGCCGUUGCUACUGCUGCCGCUGUUGCUGCUGCUUCUUCCGGAGACACGAGAAAAGGAACGAGAAAGGGGAGGCAUAGCAAGAUAUGCACGGCGAAGGGGCCGAGGGACCGGAGGAUGAGACUGUCCAUCGACGUGGCGCGGAACUUCUUCCGGCUCCAGGACAUGCUCGGGUUCGACAAGGCCAGCAACACGGUGCAGUGGCUGCUCACCAUGUCCAAGGCCGCCAUUAAAGAACUCGCUUCCGUUUCCUCCUCCAAGAUUUGUACUUUUUUAGGGAACCCGAGCUUCGAGAGCACCGAAUCCUCGACCUUGCGUGGUGACGAAGCCGCCUCAGGAUCUAAGAAGGCAGCAUCGAAGACGAAGGCAAAGAAAGAAGCCGCCAAACCUUCCAAGAAGAUCACGGAACUCCACUCGGCGCAGGCGAAGGAACUCCGGGCCAAGGCAAGGGAGAGAGCGAGGGAGAGGACCAGGGAGAAGCAAAGGAUGCUGUCUAAUUCUUCCUUCCCGAUCACCUUGGAUCCCAUGAGCCACCACGACAGCUCGUUCCACUUGAAGACUCUACUUGAAUUUGCUAAUAGGCAAGUCGAAGGGGGGGACGACAUUUGCGCCCUACCGAGCGAGGGAAACAUGCCGGCCGAUACAAUUCCGGUCAUGAGCAAUAGUCAGGCGGCCAUGGCAGAAAUGAACAUGGCGAGCUACAUGUUUGAAGAACAGUGGGAGAUGGAAGCCCUUUCCAUGUACUCAAGAUGAUGAUACAAGACAAUUCCAGUAACUACCUCAUUAUUCUGGUUUCCUCAUCAUCUACUUUGCUAGUUAGUUAGUUAAUAUCAGUUGUGGGCUAUCUGAACUUAUGACCAGAUUUCUAUGUGUCUGUGAUCAAGAACAAAUUGUUUCUAGUUUAAGUACUCCUUUUUUCAGCAUGAAUUCUGAAUUGAGUUUAUUAUUUA
Messenger RNA from Zingiber officinale, 1195 nucleotides. RefSeq names its product transcription factor TEOSINTE BRANCHED 1-like. The record is from RefSeq and is a predicted model, not a curated record. The coding region runs from base 63 to 998 and encodes 311 amino acids. Gene Ontology annotation, molecular function: sequence-specific DNA binding; DNA-binding transcription factor activity. The transcript has a single exon. NCBI's taxonomy places the organism in Eukaryota, Viridiplantae, Streptophyta, Magnoliopsida, Zingiberales, Zingiberaceae. Gene Ontology annotation, biological process: regulation of secondary shoot formation. Gene Ontology annotation, cellular component: nucleus.